Molecule: messenger RNA, 2397 nt
Organism: Quercus lobata
Lineage: Eukaryota; Viridiplantae; Streptophyta; Magnoliopsida; Fagales; Fagaceae
Exons: 4
Coding region: 1-2397 (798 amino acids)
Biological process (GO): DNA integration
Molecular function (GO): nucleic acid binding; RNA-DNA hybrid ribonuclease activity
Source: RefSeq, a predicted model, not a curated record
AUGGCUGAAGAAGACCAGGAGAAAACAGCCUUCAUCACAAGCCAAGGACUGUACUGUUACAAGGUGAUGCCUUUUGGGCUGAAAAAUGCUGGAACUACGUAUCAGAGAAUGGUAAACAGAAUGUUCAGCCAACAGAUUGGUAGGAACAUGGAGGUGUACGUGGACGACAUGCUCGUCAAGACCUCAGGGAAGUUAUUGGGAUUCAUGGUGUCCCAAAGAGGAAUAGAAGCAAACCCAGAGAAAGUACGAGCUAUUAUCGACAUGGCCUCACCCAAAACCGUCAAGGAUGUUCAAAAACUCACAGGGAGAAUAGCGGCUUUAAACAGGUUCGUCUCUAGGGUCACAGACAAAUGCCUGCCCUUCUUUAAGACACUGAAGCAGGCUUUUGCUUGGACCAACGAGUGCGAAGCGGCGUUCCAAGAGUUAAAGCAAUACCUGAGCAGUCCGCCUCUCCUAAGCCCGUCCAAAGAAGGAGAAAACCUAUACCUGUACCUGGCGGUGUCAGCCUCGGCAAUAAGUGCAGCUUUGAUUAGAGAAGAGGGCAAGAAACAACUCCCGGUUUACUACGUCAGCCAAGCUUUCCAAGGGGCUGAGUCCAGAUACCCAAGGAUCGAAAAGAUUGCGUUUGCACUAAUAGUGGCCUCGCGCAAGCUCAGGCAAUAUUUCCAGUCGAAUCCCAUUCUCGUAAUGACGGACCAACCAAUCAAGAAGUCAAUGAGCAAGCCAGAAGCAGCAGGGAGAAUGGUCCAGUGGACAAUUGAACUUAGUCAAUUUGACAUUGAAUACCAUCCAAGGACAGCAAUCAGGGCACAAGCUCUGGCGGACUUCAUUGCAGAAUUCACGUUCCCUGACGAAGACAAGAUUACCGACGAAACAGAUAAACUAAUAAUACAGACUGAUGGUUCGUCAGUCCAGAAAAAGGGGGGAGUAGGGGCCAUCAUAACCACCCCCGACGGAGAAGUGCUGAAAUAUGGGGUCAAGCUAAAGUUCCCAGCCACCAACAAUGAAGCUGAAUACGAAGGAAUACUGACGGGACUCAGGCUUGGGAAAGCUCUUGGUGCCAAAGAUUUGUUGAUCCAAAGUGAUUCAAAACUAGUGAUUGGACAGAUCAAGGGAGAAUACGAGGCAAAAGAAGAAAGGAUGCAGAAGUACCUCAAGUUGGCAAGACAGCUAGCUCAGGAAUUCGAUACCGUGGAAUUCACGCAAAUCCCAAGAAGUCUGAAUAUGGGGGCUGACGAAGUGUCAAAGCUAGCGUCAUCGAAAGAAGAAGGGACUAGCACGAACAUGGCGAUGGAAGUCCAAAAACACCCUAGUAUCGAGGAAGUUGCAACCUUCACCAUCCAGAGCAUCGACACCUGGAUGACGCCCAUAAUGUCCUUCCUCCAGGACGGGCACCUACCUCAAGACACUGAAGAAGCCAGAAAAAUCAAGAAGAGGGCAGCUAGAUUCACGAUCCUGAAUGACGUCUUGUACAAGAGAGGCUUCUCAAUGCCCUACUUGAAGUGCGUCGACGAGGAAGAGGCCAGAUACAUCUUGGAGGAGGUACACGAAGGAAUUUGUGGCGACCAUGCCGGCUCCAAAUCCCUAGUAAACAAAGUGCGGCUUCCAGCAGAGAAAAUGACGACCAUAGCUUCCCCAUGGCCAUUUGCACAAUGGGGAAUCGACAUCAUCGAUCCUCUGCCCCAAGAGGCCCUAGCAACGAUCACUGAGGCUCGGAUCCAGAACUUUGUGUGGAAGAACAUAAUAUGUAGGUUCGGGAUUCCCUCGACGAUCAUAUCAGACAAUGGAAGGCAGUUCGACAGUCAAGGCUUUAGGGAAUUCUGCUCAAGCCUUGGGAUCAAGAAUCAGUUCUCAUCCCCAGGGCAUCCUCAGGCAAACGGACAGACGGAAGUGACGAACCGGACGCUGCUCAAGAUUAUCAAGACCAGACUGGACGAUACGAAAGGUGCCUGGCCAGAAGAACUACCAAAUGUCCUGUGGGCUUACAGAACCACCGCCAGAACCCCAACGGGAGAAACCCCCUUCAGGCUUACCUAUGGUACAGAAGCAGUAAUCCCAGUCGAAGUAGGGGUCACAAGUAUCAGGCGUGGAACCUUCAACAAAGAGAUCAAUGACGAUGAACUACAACUGAACCUAGAUUGUCUGGACGAAGUAAGAGUCAACGCAUCCAGCAAGAUGACGAAGUAUCAAAGGAAAAUGACCGAAUACUAUGACAAACGGGUCAAACUGAGACGCCUGGACAUAGGAGACCUCGUCCUACGCAGGACCACCAUGGCAACUAAAGACCCUACCCAGGGAAAGCUAGGUCCUACGUGGGAAGGUCCCUACCGAGUCGUUCACUACUCAAGACAAGGAAGUUAUCACCUGGAAACCAUGGACGGACAAAGGCUCCCUUGA